AUGUGCUACGGAAACUACUUUGGUGGCCUGGGCUACGGCUCUGGCAUCCUGGGCUUUGGCUAUGGUGGCCUGGGCUAUGGCUAUGGUGGCCUGGGCUACGGCUAUGGUGGCCUGGGCUAUGGCUAUGGUGGCCUGGGCUAUGGCUAUGGUGGCCUGGGCUAUGGAGGCUGUGGCUGUGGCUGUGGCUCUCGAUAUGCAUACAGCACCUAUCGUCCAUGCUGCUAUGGAAGAUUUUCCGGUUUCUAUUAA
Messenger RNA from Arvicola amphibius (Eurasian water vole), 249 nucleotides. Its product is annotated as keratin-associated protein 19-3-like. Lineage: Eukaryota; Metazoa; Chordata; Mammalia; Rodentia; Cricetidae. The transcript has a single exon. The coding region runs from base 1 to 249 and encodes 82 amino acids. The record is from RefSeq and is a predicted model, not a curated record.